AUGCCGGAUCAGGGGCCAGGAGGGAUGUUUGAGAUCGGCGCCUGCGUGGUGAUCCACGGCCUGGAUGGGAAGGAGGGCGCCGAAGCAGAGAUUACCUCGUUUGACGAUGCUUCUGCUACCUUCGAGUGCAAGAUGCUUGCUGAAGAUUUGGACGGCGAGAAGGUCUAUUGCAAGGCAGAAAACAUGAAGCUGGCCUCGGAGGUAGAUCCGGAUCAGAGGCUUGCUGACCUUGUGAAGGGAAAGGCCGCUGACAGGAGUGACAGUAGCUCUGAAAAGCGCAAAAGCAAAAAGAAGAGCAAGAAAAAGAAGAAGAAGAGCAGCAGCAGCUCCAGCAGCCGGAGCAGUAGCAGCACCAAUGCGCCCAACCGCAAGAAGCGUGGCACUAUGUUCAACAGAUCAGCUUUGGAGGUUGCUGAGAAGAGUGCAAAGCGGGGAAAGCGAGACCGCGAAGGUGGGGCGGCAGCAGCGGCUGCCUUGCUGGGACUCCGAUGA
This is a messenger RNA of Effrenium voratum, 492 nucleotides long. NCBI's taxonomy places the organism in Eukaryota, Dinophyceae, Suessiales, Symbiodiniaceae. The record is from the annotation of a GenBank genome assembly.